Molecule: messenger RNA, 6694 nt
Organism: Ostrinia furnacalis (Asian corn borer)
Lineage: Eukaryota; Metazoa; Arthropoda; Insecta; Lepidoptera; Crambidae
Product: zinc finger SWIM domain-containing protein 4-like
Exons: 28
Cellular component (GO): Cul2-RING ubiquitin ligase complex
Molecular function (GO): zinc ion binding
Source: RefSeq, a predicted model, not a curated record
GGUUCCACCUGAGUGGAGUGGUGCGGGCGCCUGCAGCCGUGCCUCCGUGCUCGGAGCCCGAACGGCUCUACAGGGUCACAGUCUCGUUUGACAGAUGCAAAAUAACAGGCGUGACAUGCAGCUGCGAGGCGCGAGACAUCUUUUGGUGCCAGCAUGUCGUCGCGCUGGCUCUCUACCGCAUCAGGAACGCCGACUCCGUGCGGCUGCGGGUGCCUAUAUCAGAUAACAGGCGUGACGUCAGCUGCGAGGCCAGAGACAUCUUCUGGUGCCAGCAUGUCGUCGCGCUGGCUCUCUACCGCAUCAGGAACGCCGACUCCGUGCGGCUGCGGGUGCCUAUAUCAGAUAACAGGCGUGACGUCAGCUGCGAGGCCAGAGACAUCUUCUGGUGCCAGCAUGUCGUCGCGCUGGCUCUCUACCGCAUCAGGAACGCCGACUCCGUGCGGCUGCGGGUGCCUAUAUCAGAUAACAGGCGUGACGUCAGCUGCGAGGCCAGAGACAUCUUCUGGUGCCAGCAUGUCGUCGCGCUGGCUCUCUACCGCAUCAGGAACGCCGACUCCGUGCGGCUGCGGGUGCCUAUAUCAGAUAACAGGCGUGACGUCAGCUGCGAGGCCAGAGACAUCUUCUGGUGCCAGCAUGUCGUCGCGCUGGCUCUCUACCGCAUCAGGAACGCCGACUCCGUGCGGCUGCGGGUGCCUAUAUCAGAUAACAGGCGUGACGUCAGCUGCGAGGCCAGAGACAUCUUCUGGUGCCAGCAUGUCGUCGCGCUGGCUCUCUACCGCAUCAGGAACGCCGACUCCGUGCGGCUGCGGUCAGGAGCAUUACAGCAUGUAGAUAACAGGCGUGACGUCAGCUGCGAGGCCAGAGACAUCUUCUGGUGCCAGCAUGUCGUCGCGCUGGCUCUCUACCGCAUCAGGAACGCCGACUCCGUGCGGCUGCGGGUGCCUAUAUCAGAAACCCUGCUCCAAAUGGACAGGCAGCAGCUGCAGAAGUUCGUGCAAUACCUGAUAGCGGAGCACCAUACGGAGGUGCUGCCAACCGCCCAGAGGCUGGCCGACGAGGUCCUGCAGGCCAGGUCGGCUAUCAACAGGAUAUGCGGCGCGCCCGACCCCACGGCUGGGCCGCCGCCCGACGCGCACCAUGCUUGGCACUUGGAUGAACAGCAGGUCUGUGAACAAGUGCGGGCGUACUUAUUACAGGGGACUUAUUACAAUGCAAAUAAGCAGCUUAAUUCGUUAUUUUCUAAGGUACGAGAAAUGCUUCGCGCGCAAGACUCAAAUGGCCCUCGGAUGCUCAUGCUUAUGACCGAGCAAUUCCUCUCAGACCCUCGGCUCCUUCUUUGGAGGAACCAGAACACCCCCAUGACGGAGAAAUGCAGGCAACUGUGGGAACAGCUAGGAGCUUUAUGGGUCAGCAUAGUGCUGGACCCUGGGAGUAAUAAGCACCACAGGAUACAGUGGCGACAUCUGCUGGAAAAGUGGUCGGCGGUGGAAGUUUGUCCGACUGAGGAUCCGGACUACAGAUCUUUUCCAUUGUAUGCAAGAGAAAGGGAGAGGAACGAGAGAGAUCGCGACAGAGACCACAGAGACAGGGACAGAGAACGCCACAGGGACCGCGAGGAGAGAGACAGAGAGAGACUGCGCGAAAGAGAGGAGAGAGACAGAGAAAGACAUAGAGAAAGACAAAGAAGAGAUUUGCAUUCCCAUUCGGAGAGUUCCGAUGAAGAAUCUAGGCCUAAUAAUUAUGAACGUGAAUACAGGAGAGCUAGCAAACGGUUAAGACUGCACAAUUCGCGGCCGGCGCCUUCGUUGACCCCAAGGACUGUCUUCCACAAAGCGCUGGACGCGGUUGACAUAAGCUGGGAGAAUGAGCACCUGAAGUACAUUCUCAGCAGUGACGAGUAUUCUGAUCCUGAAAAACCGGAGAAGGCUGGUGGCUCGGCUGCUACAGUACCACAACCCUACCCCAAGUUUAAUGACUUAGGACAGCCGCUAUGGCAUGAACAUUUGCCAGUAGUGGGGGCUCGGAUAGAGGCCCUACGAGCUCACGGACGUGCUCCCGCCGCUUUAAGACUGGCCGUCAGUGCAGCGAGGGCGAUGAGGCAUCGACAGGAGGUAGCCCAACACCGGUGGCACGAAGUAGGCGCCGGCGAGGCCUCCUCCAGCGGCGGCGCCCCCGCCCCGGCCUGCGCCGGCGCCGACGCCUGUUCCGGCGCCUGCGCAGACCGUGUCAAACUGUCACUGGUCUGCGCGCACAUGGACUCUGGUGUUUGCCUCACUAGCGCCGCCACGUGUGCUCUGUCGCACACGCACCGGUGUAUUGGCCGAGACAGCAGAUGCUGGACGGGCUGGACGCUGGAGGCCAUCUGGUGCGUGUACGAGUGCCUGGCCGACGCGUGUCUGGCGCCCGACGACCAGCGCGCUUCUCCGCGCCUACACACGGCCUAUCUGGACGAGGAGCCCAACACUGGGCUUCCACCUAGAUAUCAACACGUGCCAGUAGCUGGCAGUAAAAACCCUGAAGAGACAUACUUAGCGCUGGCCUUAGAGGCCGCCUUACUGGGGCUGGGCAUGCAGAGGAUGCUGCCCAGUGGGCUAUACGCACAAGAGCGGUACUGCAAGCAGGAAGAGCGCCUAAUAGGCCAGCUCCAGCGGGUAGAAGGCGAAGCAGCCGCGGGAGUUUGCGCACGUGUCGCGAAGGCAUUGCUAGAGGGCGGGCCCUCUUCGUGUCUCGGGACCAGAGUUCACCCACGGUCGGCGCCUGCUCAUACAUUCGCGAGAUUCCUGUUCCUCACAUUGCUGCCGAGUGACCCUGAGCUGGCAUACAGAGUCGGCUUGAGGGCUAUGAGGUUGCCGAUGGUGGAAGAGGCGUACGCGUUAGACGGCGCCGGCAGCGCGGCCGGCAGCAUGGCGGGCGCCGGCGCCUGGCACACGCUGCAGCACGCCGAGCAACAACAAGCGGCGCUCGCCAGCGCUCUACUAGGAGCGGCGCGAGGAACGCCAGCGCGACUCAGAGCGGCUCUAGGAGCGGCUCAGAGGCACGUGCGAUCCGCGGCUCAACUGUUCCGACUGGCACAAGACGCGCUCCGCCACGCGGCGCCGCCUGACGCGCCGCAUCACCACCGAGACUUGCUGGCGGCCGCCUUCGAGCUGGGCUUACAGGUGUUACGAAUGACUCUCUCGUCAGUAAACUGGAGGCGAAGAGAAAUGGUCCGGUGGCUCGUCACCUGUGCGACGGAGUUAGGAUUGGAUGCGCUACUUUCUAUCAUGCAAAAUUGGUACGAGCUGUUCACGCCUACAGAAGCGACAGGCCCAGUGGCGGCAGCCGCGAUGUCACAUGCGACGGCUCUAAGACUGGGGCUCACCUUCGAGCAGCAGGAGAAACUCAGUGCCUGUGCAAGGACACUAGCGCUACAGUGUGCGGCCAAGGAUCCCCCUGGUUGUGCUCUCAGCGCUCUAUCAGUAUGCGAAGGUUCUGCCGGCGCCUUUGAAGCCGCUUGCGCCGCCGUCGGAGGCGCGGCCGCCAGAGGAGCCCUGGCGUCUUCGCAGCUCUUCGCGGUGGCCAGAUACAUGGAGCAGAGGGGACAGCCCGCGAGAGCGAUGAGGCUGGCCACUUUGGCCAUGAGGAAUCUGCACCUUCAUUACAAUCAAGACAGCCACCCAGCGAUAGCAGACAUCCACUGGGCGGUCGCGCUAGCACAUUCGCUAGGCCGAGCGGAGCUACAGGCGAUGCUGCCUCUGCUUGUCAAGAACGUGCAGUGCGCGCCAGUUCUGUCGGAUGUGCUCCGUCGCUGCUGCGUGGCCGCCGCUGGUUGCUCGCGCUCCCGCCCGCCCCCGCCGCGCCCGCCCACGCCGCUGCGGCCGCUGCUCGAAGCGGCGCUGAGGGCCUACGCCUCCACCACGCACGCACGCCUGGCCCAUAUCAGCCCGAGGCAUUACGCGGACUUCGUCGACUUCCUAGGCAAAGCGCGCGACACGUUUGCGCUCGCGCACGACGGGCCACACCAGUUCGCAGCCCUACUCCAAGAGAUCAAGCUCAAGUACAAAGGCAAGAAGAAGCUCAUGUUCCUCGUCAAAGAGCGCUUCGGUUGAUACACGCUGCAUUCCAGAGCCAGGACUUGACGAAACGCACUCGUGUGACCAUGACUUGUGAGUGUACGCGGGAAUUCGCGGGAUUUUUAGUGAUGUGUGACAAUUACUUGAGUGUACGCUUGGGAUUUGUGUGAUAAUGUCCCGAUAGUGAAUAUUUGAUGACGUUUUCAAGUCAUCUUUUAGUAGAAUGAGUGGCGCAAUAAAAAAUAUUGUCUAUUCUCUGUAACGUGAAUCAAUAUGAUAAUAAACAAUCAUUUUCCUAUUGCUUUACCUAUGGACCAGGAAAAGGUUACGUGGGGUAUCAUUCAACCCAAAAAAGUUAAAAAGAACUAAGUACGCCAUCUACAAUUGAAAAAUGAUACCUCAUUUAUGUCAUGACAGACAAUAGCCGGGGACUUUGGGUGACAACAAUAGAAUUGCUUGAUGACGUCAUUACUUGACAGUUGCGUACACUAGAAUUGGCAGAUGUCAGUGAAGUGUGUCAUGUCGAAAAUAGGUCGUGAAAUUGCCUUGCAACUUUUGGCAAUAUUUUUUUUGUUGGCUUUUUGUGCAAUAGUUCAAAGUUUAGGCGAUAUUGAUAAAAAAAGUGAAUUUAUUGGAAAUAUCAUUCCUUGCAAAUGUAAAGGACCGUUGAUCUAGAAACAUAAGCUUGCCGUGGGUAGUGCUAAGUCUGAAGUAUGUUAGACAUGGAGAAAAAGUUGGAGUGCCUACAUUUUUCUCAAACAAGAGUCAUCUAUGAGUUGAAUGUGUAAACUCGCUGAAAAUUGUAUAUGAUAAAUUAAAAUAGAAAAAUCUGUCUCCAGUAAUCAGAAAACGUGGGCACCCUACUUAACCCUGCGAAUUUAGCGGCGAAAAUAAAAUACCUCAUGUAUGGUACAACCGCGUACCGUAGCGUACCAAACCAGUCUCUCCUAAAGUAUUAUUUUACUUAACGAUUACUGUAGCCGACCUCGUUAACGUCAUUUAUAUUGUAAGUUAUUGUAAUGAUCUCAAUGAUUCCAUUUGUGUAAAUAGACUAGGGCUUGUAAAUAUAGUUAUUGUAUAAGUUUAGCAUAGAUACGUGUAAUUAGUGACUUUGUGCUUUGUGCUGGGCAAUACUCGAUAAAUUAUCAAUAUUUUGGACUGCCCAGCACAGAACAUAGGGCGACGUAGGCCUAGUACGCCAUUCUUAUAGCGUCCAAUAGAAAUGGAAUAUUCAUUAUGAAAUGACACAACACCAAAGAAAUAUAUUGUAAGUCCAAGUGUGAGAUAAGCAAAGCCAUCAUUAUUUCAGUAUUCUUGAGUAUUCGAUAUACAUACAUAGUUAUUUGUUGCUAACUUUUAAGAUGGUAGACAAUGACUGUGAAGUAAUAUUUUUCUAUAGUUCUCAUUUAUUUUUUGUUUGUUAUCAGUGCUUUUAUUACAAUAUUUAUCACACUAAUAUUAAUAUCAAUGAUCAUCAAUAGACACCUACAUUCCGGAUGAUAUACGUCUCUAUAAUUUAAUUUUAAAUGUUUACAAUAAUAUACCAACAUCUUGACUCCGUUAAAACAACGAUAGCCAUUUUCUAUUAACGAAAUCGCUUUGUGUACCUUAUGGCAUACGCCACUAGUGACACCAUUCGUUUCGUAAAAAAAUUGAGACACAAUUUUUACACCAAAAAAAAUUCGGAUUAAAAAGUGUGAUGGGGUUUCAUUUUCUCGUUACAUCUGGCUGUUUAUUUCACGUUAAAUUAAUAAAACAAACUAACAAUGCAACAUAAUACAUUUAAGAUAAGUUCACAUAACUGCCUUUGAAUUAUCGUGUCUGGUACCGCAUGCCGAGAGGAGUGUUUGAAAUAUUAUUUCUCAUACAACUUUAAUUUCUAUGUUAGAUGUAAAGUUUUAAAAAAGUGCAUUUAUAAAGAUAGAAGAUGUUUAAUAUUUGAUAUAGAAGGAGCGUCGGGUAGUGUUCAAGUGUUAGUAACGGAUGGUAAACUGAUAGUAUAUUAGGUUAAUGAAGGACUUUUGUACUUUUUGUGGUGUGAACGAGGGCUCGGCAAAAGCUACACAAAAUAUAUUUUUUGGCAUACCCAUGUUCAAUAAUCUUACCUCAUAAAAUUGACUUUGAUUAUUAUGUUUUCUUACAAAUUAAUGUUCCAGUGUCAGAUUUCCAACGCAAUAUAGUUUAAAUUUCAGUUAAAAUACAAAAAAGCUUUGCCGACCCUAUGUCUAAUGUGUCAAAUCUGAGUUAAUAGUGAAAAAAUAUUCAAUUCAAUCGACGGCAGUUCUAUUUACUUUCAGCCAAAUAAACAUAAAGGCGGCGAAUAUUUAGUACAUGAAUCUUUUAAUUACAUAAUUUAUAACACUCAUGAUACAACCGCAUAGUGUCUAGUUUUUGAACUCGAAUAUUUUUUUGCUGAAGUUCUUACGAUGCCCAUGAUCAUACGCACAAGGACUCUUGCAAACAAUUACUUUAUUUUGUAUAUUUAUUUGGUCUGAAUGAGCCUGGAUGUGCGGUACAGUUAUUUUUGAGAGAAAGGUCUAGAAAACAGAUUAAUAUCUUAAAUUAAAGCAAUAAUUUGCCUUCGGCCGGUCUGCGUCACUGCGUUACUAUUUUUGUGUAAAUGUAAGUAGUUGUGAAUUGUA